This is a messenger RNA of Protomyces lactucae-debilis, 1910 nucleotides long. RefSeq lists its product as uncharacterized. The transcript has 4 exons. The record is from RefSeq and is a predicted model, not a curated record. Gene Ontology annotation, cellular component: clathrin vesicle coat; endosome; plasma membrane. Gene Ontology annotation, biological process: Golgi to endosome transport; endocytosis. NCBI's taxonomy places the organism in Eukaryota, Fungi, Ascomycota, Taphrinomycetes, Taphrinales, Protomycetaceae. The coding region runs from base 70 to 1755 and encodes 561 amino acids. Gene Ontology annotation, molecular function: clathrin binding; phospholipid binding.
CGACCGCAACGACCGCAUCUACCCAGCAAGACACACCCGGGAUAGCAGCCAAGAGGGAGGACCUUCGUCAUGGACUCCUUUGCCGAUACCGUGUCAAACUUGACGCUGUACGACAUCAAAUCCGCUGUACGCAAAGUACAAAAUGUGGUCAUGAACUUCACAGAAAUGGAGGCCAAGGUCCGUGAAGCCACCAACAAUGAACCUUGGGGUGCCUCGUCCACGCAACUCGCAGAGAUUGCGGAUGGCACGCACAACUUCUCAACAUUCAACGAGAUUAUGCCCAUGAUAUACAGACGAUUCACUGAAAAGACAGCUGAAGAAUGGCGGCAAAUUUACAAGGCGCUGCAGCUUCUAGAGUAUCUCGUCAAGAAUGGCUCGGAACGCGUUAUUGACGAUGCUCGCUCUCAUCUGUCUACCCUCAAGAUGCUCCGCAACUUCCACUAUAUUGACGAAAAGAUGAAGGAUCAAGGCGUCAACGUCCGCAACCGAGCCAAAGAGCUAGUUGACUUACUGCAAGACUCUGAGCGUAUUCGUCAAGAACGCCGCAAGGCAAAGUCUGGUCGCAACAAGUUUGGUGGUGUCUCUUCGGAUUCUGCCUUCAUGACGGCUCAGCACUCUGGCGGCUUUGGUGGAUCCGGUAAAAAGUACGGCGGCUUCUCGUCAGACGACUAUGGCGGCGGCGGUGGCGGCGCCCCAGAGUACAGCAGUGGUGGUGCAUCGAAAAUCUACGGUGACGGUGGUGGUACGGGCGAGGAGACCUUGGGCUACGGUGAGGCUUCCGGCGUCACGCGCAGUUCCUCGACAGGCGGUGCGCGCCGAGAACGCUCUGAACGACCAAAAGCAGCUCGUCCUGUUCGCGGAUUCGCAGAAGAUGCUCUUGGUAGUGUUGCUCAACCAGCCGAGCGCUUCGAUGAAUACGAUGAGUAUGAUGAAGGUGCGGCAGGUGGCUCUGGCUCUUCUCGGCCCGCUGCAGAACGCCAGCCGUCAUACAAGACGACCAUUCCAAAGCCUAUUCCAAAGAAGGAAGAAGCAAAGCCCAAGGAAGUGGAUCUCUUCUCAUUCGAUGACGAGCCUGCUCCUGCGAUUGCUCCUGCAUCGUCAGCAACAUUACCCAAGCUAACGACAUCUGCACCCGCCGCUCUAGAUGAUGACGAUGAGUUUGACGAUUUCCAAAGCGCGUCCACGUCAGUUGCUGCACCACAACCAGCAAAGCAGGCUGCUAUGAUGAGUGUGAUGGGUCCUGCAUCGCCACAGAAACCGCAGUACUCUGGCUUCCAAAGUAUUCAGCCUAUGCAGGCGUCAAAUUCUGGCGCAAGUAAUAAUGCAUCGUUGCUCGGUGGAUUGGCAGGACAACCGACCUUGCAAGCGCCCAGGCAACAACAGCAGCCCUCUGCACCGACAGGUCCAAACUAUUACGCGUCCGGUCUUUUUGCAACACAAACAACAGGCAACAAGCUUCAGCCAGUCGCAUCUCCAGCAAUAUUGGCAGCACAGCAAAAGCCCAAAGCGGCUGCUGGUGAUGCCUUUGGGGAUUUGCUAUCUGGCUUCAAAAAGUCAAGCACACCGACAAAAGGAACUUCUCUCUCUGAGAUGAACAAGCAAACUGCUUCAGCUGGCAUCUGGGGUGCAUCUGCGCCAAGCAAAAGUGCAGCGCCAAAAGAAAUGGACGACGAGUGGGGAGACUUCAACGGCGCUUCUGCAGGCAAGCCUGCGGCUUCUGCUGGCCAGGGAGGAAACAAUGAUUUACUGUUUUGAGUGAGCUGCUAUUGUACUGCUUUGGCAAGCUGCAAUCUACACAGCGGCCUGCCAUGUGAAGCAUAAGCGUCGUUCAUAGAGGAGGCGGCAGAUGAGCAGGGCUCAUAACAUAGGUAUCUGAUUGUCUGUCUUAAAAAUGUUGAUCGGUUCGAGCU